Molecule: messenger RNA, 700 nt
Organism: Vanessa tameamea
Lineage: Eukaryota; Metazoa; Arthropoda; Insecta; Lepidoptera; Nymphalidae
Gene: AIMP3
Exons: 4
Coding region: 69-575 (168 amino acids)
Biological process (GO): positive regulation of DNA damage response, signal transduction by p53 class mediator
Cellular component (GO): cytoplasm; nucleus; aminoacyl-tRNA synthetase multienzyme complex
Source: RefSeq, a predicted model, not a curated record
AAAUAGGUUAUAAACAUUACGAAAAACUAAACAAUAUUUAUUAUAAAUAAAAACUAAAUUAUUUAAAAAUGGAUGUGGUUAAGUUUAUUGGAAAGUACCUUAAUAUACCUGUUGGGCCAUUGUGCUACAAUACUGACAAAGUAUUAACUACUGUCCUAGAUAAAGAAAAUGUAGAAGGCUUUGCUAGUAUAUUAUUGAGAUUAGCAGAAAAGAGUGGUGUCACUAUGAGCCUAGAGGAAAAACUUUUAAGUUAUCAAUGGCUUGAACAUUUAGCUGUUUACAUUAAUCAAGCUGUUACAAAUCCUACUUUUGCUAAGAACUUUUUACAGGGUAUUAAUAGUACGCUCAGGAAUAGUUCAUAUUUAACUGGAAACUACCUGACCAUAACAGAUAUUGCAGCAUACCAUGCACUAUAUCCAUUGGUUGAACGUCUCACAAUUUCAGAGCAAGAAUCAUUGUUACAUGUUUGUAGGUGGUCAAAACAUAUCCAGUCUAAACCAAAAGCUAGAGGCAGUAGAUCUCCAAUACAAUUUAAUACAUUGGUACUAACAGUUCUGGCCCCUGCAGUACACUAAACAAUGUAAUAAAUUUAAUUUAUUACUAAAUUUUCUUAUUAAAUUUCUUAAUGACAUUUUUAAUUACAUUUGUAAUUACAGAACUGAAAUCCAUUGUAAUAACAAAAAUAAAAUUUGUUAAAUAC